Cylindrotheca closterium is the source of this 870-nucleotide messenger RNA. The record is from the annotation of a GenBank genome assembly. Lineage: Eukaryota; Bacillariophyta; Bacillariophyceae; Bacillariales; Bacillariaceae.
AUGUUCUCACCUGGCAUCAAUCCAUCGUUGUCUACUUUUUCCUCCAUGAUCAACCCAGUGAACACACCAUUCGACGAACCACCUAUGCGCAGAGCUCCAAGAUCUAUUCCGGUUAUCCCCCUUCCACCCACCGGAUACUCUACGAGCCCGCAACCUGACAAAGACUCUUCCGGCGAAGAUUCUGACGAGCUCGACAUUCGCAAUGUUUCGGCCUUUGAUGAGUGGGAUGGCGAUACUACUGUUGCUACUGGUGACCAGGAAUAUCACUAUGACCAGAGAAAUAUGGAUGAUAUUCAUCGUGUCUUGUCGUUUGACGAAGUAGUCUACAAUGAUGAUGGUCGUGAUGACCAAUGCCAAGAUGAACUUAUGUGGUCGAUAAGCUUGAGCAGUCGCUGUCACAAGUCGCUCCAAGCCUUGUUCCUCCCUUCGUCGAACUCCAGGGAAGAACAAAGCUUGUCUUCCACACAAGUCACACAAGUUAUAUCUAAUAAGAAGAAAGCGGCAGUGCUUCCAAACAUCCGGAAGCUGACGCUUUCCCCUGCUUCUGACACAAUCACUGGCGGGACUGUCGAUUGUUCGAUGUACAGCAAGAAUAGCGAAGCGAGCAGUGACAGCAACAGUAGUAGUAGUUGGAACUCUUUGUGGUGUUGUGGAAUAUCUCAGAGUUACUCUGAUGGCUCCCUUGAAUGCAUUCAGCGUCGCUUGUUCACAUCAUCCAAUCCUGCUCCGCCAAUCCCCGAUGUUGUCAUGAUGAUGAAGCACGAUGUUCGCCCCUCUGCUGAGCAUUUACUGCAGCAAUUAGAAGCUGAUGAGGACAAAUCUACUUCCAUUACCGUAUUUGAAGAUGAUGAUAGCUUUUGGACGAUGUAA